UUUCUCAUUUUUACUUAAUAUUGUACCAAUUUUAUAUGUUGACUUGAAUAUUUAUUAGCUUAGUAUUUAUUUUUGUAUUACAUUAAAAUAAUUAUUUUAUAAAUAUUAUUCACUCUAAUGAAAUUGCUGUAAAAAGAUUGAAAAUGUUUAUAGAAAUUUACGUUUUGAGAUUGAAUAUUUUAUUAGCUAGUUACAUUAUCUCGAUAAUGAAUGAUUAAUAAAUUUAUGAAACUUCUCUAGAUUUUUUUUGUAUUAUUAAAUGCUUUGAAAUUUAUUAAUUUAAGUUUUCAUUUUACUAAUGUCCUUUAACCAGAAAUUUUACAAAACGAAUUAUAGUUAAACCAUAAUGUUUCAUUUAAAUUAUCUGUAACAAUUUUUUUUGUAGUUAAGAUUUGAAAGUUUUACGUUUUAAAAUUAUAUAAUAUUUUUAUCUCACUUAUUACAUCAGUUUUAUUGCUAAUUUGCUAUAGGUUUUCGAGUGCUGCCUUAUGACUUUCGAGUAAAUGGAUUCGAUUGUCCUAACUUAUGUGGCAGAAACUACAAGUACAAGCGAAAUUUAGUGUCUCAUUUAAAAAUGGAAUGCGGCAAGACACCUACUUUCAAAUGUCCAUAUUGUGAGAAGUCCACCUUUUACAAAGCCAAUCUAAGAAAACACAUACUGAAUAUACACAAAAUUAUAGAACGCGUUGUAUAUUUUUUAGAUGGUAUGGAUUAUUAUGAUGCAAAAGCUAAUCGAUACGUUUGUCCUAACGACUGCGGACGACAUUACAAAAGGAAAGGUCAUAUGACUUAUCAUAUGAAGUUUGAAUGCGGAGUGCAGCCUAAAUUUAAAUGCUGUUAUUGCAACAAAAAGUCUAAUCGCAAGUCUAACCUUAAAACACACGUGAUGGCUGUUCACAAAGUCAUGUUUGACGACUCUCUUAUAAUUUCUUCAAAUAUUUAAUACUAACUGACUUUCAUAAAACAUUUUUAUUUUAUUAAUUAAUUUUUUUAAAACUUACUCUAGUUAAAUUUUAUUUUAGUUUUAUUUUUAUUGGUAUAAUAUAAUAUAUCCAUUAUCUUGACUGAUUAUUCUAUACGUUAAUAUUAUAAUAAAUAUAAAACUUGUUGAAUUUAGAGAAUAUAAAAAGAUCUCAUAGAUACAAUAAUUGUAUGAAUAAUAUCGUAAUUCGAGUAAUGUAGAACUACAAUGUAAUAUAAUUUACCCAGAUACAGUAUCUGUUUCACUUUUCAAUGUACUGAGUUUUAUUUGGUUUAAAAAAAAUACUACAAUAGCAAAUUAAUUUUGUUUAAUAGAUAUUUUUAUAUUUAAUAUCUUACAACUCUUUAUCUGAGUGUUAAAAUAUUAAAGAUUUUUUUAAAAAUACUUAAAUUUCUAUACUAUAAAAUAAUUUGUUGAUGAAUAAAAAUUACAUUUUUAUUGGUUUAAAUAUAUAUAUUGAUUUAGAAAUGUUCUAAUGUUUUUUUUUGUUCUUGUGAAAAAAUGGUCCGACGAACAUUUUUCUAUGAAUAAAAAUUUGAUGGUUUGAAUUGAUUUGUUUUUUUAAAUGUUUGUUAGUUACUAUUGUAAAGUUUAGUUUUGUAAUGUUUAAAGUGUCAUUAAGCCUAGAUUAAAUGGUGUAGGGAGGUCAUAUACUCGAUUUUUGAUAUUAGAUUACUAACGGUCUACUUAUUAGAUCGCAGAAUAAAACGCUGGGGGUCUUAUAAGGUACCAAAGAGAGAAAAGUUUAUACUUUAAAAAUUUAAAAUAAUAAUAUAAUUUUGAGAAAUAAUUUUUUACUUAAAUAAUUGUUUAACUUUCUUACAGCUUAAAUAGCAAAAAAUCACUAAUAAGUUUUAUUUUCAUGCUUAUAUAGUUAAAGAAGUAAAUGUGUACAUUGACUAAUAAAAAACUGUGUUAAUUAAUAAAAUCAUUUUAUAGAUUUAAUUUAUUCAAGUUGAAAGCUCGUUUUUUAUUUUGGUCUCUGUUUUCUGUUGGAAAAUUUAAUUAGUUUAGAUUUAGAGCUUAGUUUUUGGGUUAAUCGACUCGUUUUUUAUAACAUUUUUCAUUCACAUAGAUAUUGCAUUAUCGUUUUUUUUAGGUUCUGAUCGAAGAUACAUAUGUCCAAAUUUGUGCGGUCACAGUUACACUAGAA
This is a messenger RNA of Daktulosphaira vitifoliae (grape phylloxera), 2135 nucleotides long. RefSeq names its product zinc finger X-chromosomal protein-like. Gene Ontology annotation, biological process: regulation of transcription by RNA polymerase II. Gene Ontology annotation, molecular function: DNA-binding transcription factor activity, RNA polymerase II-specific; RNA polymerase II transcription regulatory region sequence-specific DNA binding. The transcript is spliced from 2 exons. Gene Ontology annotation, cellular component: nucleus. The record is from RefSeq and is a predicted model, not a curated record. Bases 575 to 943 code for a protein of 122 amino acids. Lineage: Eukaryota; Metazoa; Arthropoda; Insecta; Hemiptera; Phylloxeridae.